CCGCCAGGCCCGAGCUGGUCUGACAGGCUCCGGGCAGGCGGGAAGGGAGAGGCCGCCCGCGGCUGAGGAAUGCGCAGCCCUUAUCUCUGUGGCUCCCCUGCAAUCCUGGGCAGGGAAUAAACUCUUCCAGAGUUUGCCUUUCUCUCUCGCUCUUACUCACCCUCUGCCCUGGGUGGAGCUUGGAGUCUCGGCUGGCUCCGGAGAGGUGCCCGUGAAUCAGGCUGCAGGCACGUCCAGGGGAGCGGAGAGCGCGGAGGAGCGCCCGGAGGAGAGCCCGGAGAGCCCGACCCGCCACCUGCCCCGGCUCCCUGGGAAGCUCUCCCUCCCCUCAUGGCUCGUCGAUCCCAAAGCUCCUCCCAGGGGGACAAUCCCCUGGAUCCCAACUACCUGCCCCCCCACUACAAGGAAUAUUACCGCCUGGCUCUGGAUGUGCUGACUGAGGAGGGGAAGGAAAGUUACCAACGAUUCCUGGCAGACGAAGCAGCCCCGGAUUUUCUCUGCAGCUCAGAGGUGGAGCACAUCCUGCAGAACCUCCAGAAACCUCAGUACGCCCACCAGGAAGGCAGCACAGAACCCACGGGUGACAAUGACAUGGAUGGAUCCUCGGGGACUUACUGGCCCAUGAACUCAGACCUCGCUGUUCCCGAGCUGGACCUGGGCUGGCCGAUGGUCUUUGGGUUCAGGGGCACAGAGGUGACGACCCUGGUGCAGCCACCACCCCCAGACAACCCCAGCAUUAAGGAGGAGGCUCGCAGGAUGAUCCGAGCAGCUCAGCAGGUGGUGGCCAUCGUGAUGGACAUUUUCACCGAUGUGGAUCUGCUCUUUGAGGUCCUGGAUGCUGCUGCUCGCCGGGUCCCUGUCUACAUCCUCCUGGAUGAGAUGAACUCACAGCUCUUCCUCGACACAGCUGCCAAGUGCAGAGUCAACCUCAACUACGUGGAGUUCCUCAGGGUGAGGACAGUUUCUGGCCCAACAUACUACUGCCGCACGGGGAUGUCCUUCAAGGGCCACGUGAAGGAAAAGUUCCUCCUGGUGGACUGCAUGGUGGUGCUGAGUGGCAACUACAGUUUCAUGUGGUCCUUUGAGAAGAUCCACAGGAGCAUUGCUCACAUCUUCCAGGGGGAGCUGGUGUCCAGCUUCGACGAGGAAUUCCGCAUCCUCUUCGCGCAGUCGGAACCCCUGGUCCCUCCCGCCAACCUCUUGGCCAACCCCGACACCGCCCUGGCCAUGGCUCCCUUUGGCAGCACCGUCCCCUUCUUCCCCAAAAAAUCCCCCCUGAUGUUCCAGAGGGACGACACUCUGUUCCCCUCCUUCAUGGAGAGGGUGGAUCCAGACAGGUACUUCCUCUCCAACUUCCGGAGGGACGACCUGCUGCGGCACACCGUGGAGGGCUCGGCCAUGCGGAUGUACAAGAAGGUGGAGAUGGAGAAUUCCCAGCUGGAUCCUGUCAGGGGGUUCCUCCGCUCCAAGCAGCUGGAGCUGGAUGCUUUCAAGAGGCACAGUUUUGCAGAAGGAACGUUUGAGAACUUCGCCUCCUCCAAACAGUUCGCCAGGCAGAUGUUCAUGAACAACAUGGAUGAGUUUAAAAUCCAGUCCAGUCACUUCCAGAAGGACCAGUUCUACCAGUACCAGUUUGAGCAUCCCCACCUCCCCGGCAGACCUCACGGACUCUUCGAUAGGAUCCGAGGUGGGAGGCCAGGGUUCAACGAACUGGAAGGUUAUGGAGAGGAACCCAGGUACCCUGAGCUGGAAUCAGGUUUUGGACAGGAGGGGUUCCCCCUCAGGCUGGAUUAUGUCCCUUCCAACUCCUCCAGGGAAGUGAGACACGGCUCGGAUCAGCUGAACCCCGCGGGCAACGGCCCCAUGGGGAUGAUGCUGAGGAGGCAGAACAUAGGACAGAAAUUUAUUUGCCAGACUUCUCCCACCCAGAAGCAAAGCUUGGAACAACGCCUGUUCCUGCAGGACAAAGAUGAGGAGCAGGAGGAGGACAAGAGCACCCAGGAGAACAGAACGGGGCUGCGGAACUGGAGGAUCUCCUCCUACCUCAGCGCCUACCAGUCGGAGCCAGAGGAAGGGCUUCCCAUGCCCAUGGAAUCCGAGGCCUACAACGAUGUCCUGGGGGACCCCCUCACCAAGCACCCCACCGACCUCCUCCCAGCCUUCAAAUCCCCCAUUUCUUUCAGCAGCAAGGCGCUGGGAAUGGAAAGUGCCAAGGAGUUUGCAGAUCCUGAGAGAGCAGGUGAGGAAGCCCCCAUCACCAAGCAGGACGCUUUUCGGUCCAGGAUAAAUCCUUUGAUCCAGAGGAGCUCCAGGCUCAGGUCCUCUCUGAUUUUCAGUGCUGCCAAGCUGGAUCAGCCCAACAGCACCAUGGAAAAGGUUCAGGUCUUCCAAAAAGAACAAACCUCCAGUGAGGUGACAAAAGACAACGAAACCAUAAAGACAGCUGCCUCUUCCAAAGUGGCAGAACUCCUGGAGAAGUACAAAGCCGUGGGCAAGGACACGGAGAGGGUCACCCACACCAAGGCUGUUUCCAGUUACCUGCAGGAAGAAUCACAGAAUGCAGAGAAGAAAUGUACCAAAUCCGUGCAAUAUAAGAUCCUGGAGAGCAGGGUCCUGGACUCCAAAGACUCCUGCAGCACUUACAAAAUGCAUGGAGAGGUUGACAGAGCCUUUGGAAUGGCCUCACCAACCCCCCAGCUCGGCGACUCCUUGAGUAAAGAUCCCCUGGCUCAGUUUAGCAGCAAGAUGGACAAAUUAUCCUCUCGGUUUUACCCCAUGGAGAGCAAACCUGCUCUUCCAGAGAAGGAGAGUCUCAUAUAUGUGGGAGACACGCAGAAACUGAACCUUCCUGAGAAGAAGGAAAGGGUGACAUUCAAAGAAGACGCUCAGAAACUCCUCAGUACGGAGCUGAAGAAACCACAGAUCAGGACCAGCACCACAUCAGCUCUGGAAAACUUAUCAAGAAGUCCAGGGUCUGACAGCUCUCUCGGUAAAUCCGAGGAGGACUGUUCAAAACAGGACCAGAAUCCCAUGGAAUUUUUAAGGAAAGGGUCGCUACGGCUGAAGCAGCUUUUGAACCCAAAAGGGGACAAGAAAUUAGAGGAGGAACUCGGCCCUGAGAGUGGGAAAUCUGAGAAGCAGACCAUGGUCCUCAAACGCUCGUCCAUAGGGGACAGUCAGGAGAUGAUGGAGGAAGAGAAAAGCCAUAAAUUCACGAGCCCACUGCCUCCCAAGAGCAGUCAGCCAGCACAGGGGAGGUUCCCUUCAUCCACAGCCAACAUCCUCUACAGCAGCAACCUCCGGGAUGACACCAAGGUGAUUCUGGAGCAGAUCUCUGCCAACAGUCAGAAGAACAGAGCUGACCUGGCCAAGCAGCUGCCAUCCACCAGUAACCCCGACCUCUCAAAGUCAACCACCAGCUUGGAGAGGAAAGCAGAGAAGGAGAAGAGCUGCAACAUCCACAGGUCAGAGAGUUUUGGGAGCCAGAAACGGAACCUCCAGCGGCAGCCGUCGGAGGACAGGGACACCCUGCUGAAGAAAAUGGAGAACAUGAGGAAGGAGAAGAGAGUCUACAGCAGGUUUGAGGUCUUCUGCAAAAAGGAUGAACACAUGAGUCAGAGUGAGGAGGAGUAUGACACAGAUGCCAAGGACAAGAAGAUGGGAAAGUUCAUGCCCAAAAUCCUGGGGACCUUCAAGACCAAAAAAUGAUCAUGGAAAUGUUAUUUAAUUCCAUAAAAAUCACUGACUGACAAAGGGGAAGGAGGAAUCAGGGUGUUUAUGAUGGCUCUGAGCACCGUGGGUGAUGCUCUUCAUGGUUAGUGAGUGGAAAGGUGUUCAGCAUUAAACACACCAUUUGCCCAAUAAAGCUCAUGUGGUA
Messenger RNA from Calypte anna (Anna's hummingbird), 3877 nucleotides. It is a transcript of the gene SACK1H, whose product is annotated as family with sequence similarity 83 member H. Lineage: Eukaryota; Metazoa; Chordata; Aves; Apodiformes; Trochilidae. Gene Ontology annotation, biological process: protein localization to cytoskeleton; positive regulation of cell migration; intermediate filament cytoskeleton organization. The transcript is spliced from 5 exons. Gene Ontology annotation, molecular function: keratin filament binding. Gene Ontology annotation, cellular component: keratin filament. The coding region runs from base 331 to 3708 and encodes 1125 amino acids. The record is from RefSeq and is a predicted model, not a curated record.